Aspergillus versicolor CBS 583.65 is the source of this 2240-nucleotide messenger RNA. RefSeq names its product high affinity methionine permease. The transcript has 6 exons. Gene Ontology annotation, molecular function: L-amino acid transmembrane transporter activity. Gene Ontology annotation, biological process: amino acid transmembrane transport. Lineage: Eukaryota; Fungi; Ascomycota; Eurotiomycetes; Eurotiales; Aspergillaceae. Gene Ontology annotation, cellular component: membrane. The record is from RefSeq and is a predicted model, not a curated record. Bases 455 to 2089 code for a protein of 544 amino acids.
GCCGAGUCCAACCCGACUACUUGUGGUCAUGGCCCGGGCACCCUGGAUGGGGCCGACUCUGUAUAGAGUUUUGCCUCUCCCGUUCUGUCUGGUGCGCCGGCCGACUCUCCUGGCGAUCGCGUGCUUGCGGCUCGGUUUCCCCCGGCACCUACUUGACAGUCUCGAUUCUCGACCCUGCUCGACUCAAGCUUUCGGUUUACCCUUUCUUUCACUUGCCUGAUGCCCAGAUUUUGAACUCUGAGCUGCGGCGUUGCCGAGACCACAAUCCUUCCACUGUAUACGACCCUGAGGCUUUAGCGCGAGCGUGAUUUGAUUGCAUCAGUCCUGGCAGCAGCACAUCAUCACUGUCGUCUUAUAUAUCUAUUCGUUUCCACAUCAGAGCCCGGCUCUCGUCAGCCUGCUCCUCUCGUUCUCACUCCCCAGUCUGUGUGGAAUUAGGCCCUGCUGCUCCACCAUGGAUAUCACUUCGGGAAAGGCCCCUAAGAAUGAGAUCGCACCGGAGACGAAGGCCGCUGAAGACGGCCCUCGCCGUGCAGACGGUGUCACUCAAUUGUAUGAAGGGAACAUCUUCGAUACAACGCCCGAGGAUCGCCGCCAGAUCGGCGUUGUCAGUGCAUCCUUUUUGAUCUUCAACCGAGUCAUCGGGACCGGCAUCUUCGCCACCCCCAGCACGAUUCUGUCGUUGUCUGGAAGUGUUGGCCUUUCGCUGUUUAUGUGGGUGGCUGGUACUGUGAUUGCUGUUGCCGGAACCGCCGUCUACCUGGAAUGGGGAACUGCAAUCCCCAAAAACGGAGGCGAGAAGAAUUAUCUCGAAUAUGUUUACAAGAAGCCAAAGUUCCUGGCCACGGCCAUGUUCGCUGCCUAUGCCGUCCUGCUCGGUUGGGCUGCGAGCAACAGUGUCGUCUUUGGACAAUACAUUCUCAACGCGGCCGACGUCGAGGUCGACCGAUGGAACCAACGUGGAAUUGGGUUGGCGUGUGUCACUGCCGCCUUCUUGAUCCACGGUUUUGCAUUGAAUUGGGGUUUGCGCCUUCAAAACCUUCUUGGAGUAGUCAAGCUUGUCAUCAUUGUUUUCAUCGUCGUUACUGGCUGGGUGGCUCUGGCUGGUCAUACCAAGGUUGAAACUCCUCAUAACUUUACCAAUGCCUUUGAGGGAACCACUGGAAGCGGAUAUGGUGUUGUCAUGGCACUGUACAAUGUCAUUUGGUCCUUUAUUGGCUACUCCAAUGCCAACUACGCCCUGAGCGAGACCAAGAACCCCACGCGUACUCUGAAGAUUGCUGCACCAAUUGCAAUUGGGUCUGUCGGCGUCCUCUACAUGCUCUGCAAUAUCGCCUACUUUGCAGCCGUCCCGAAAGGCCAGAUGCUCGAGUCGGGCCAGAUCGUGGCUGCGGUCUUCUUUGGAAAUAUGUUCGGGGCCCGCGCAGAGAAAGUCAUGUCUGUCUUUGUGGCCUUAUCAGCCUUUGGAAAUGUCCUAUCCGUCAUCUUCUCGCAAGGUCGAAUCGUCCAAGAACUCGGCCGCGAAGGUGUCCUUCCCCUCUCAAAGCUCUGGGCCAGCAACAAGCCUUUCAAAUCUCCUGCUGCCGGUCUCUUUGAGCACUGGGUCGUCUCAGUCAUCAUCAUGCUCGCUCCUCCCCCGGGCGAUGCCUACAACUUCCUUGUCAAUCUCAUAUCCUACCCCCUCGCCAUCGUCAACUUCUUCGUCUCCCUAGGCCUUAUCUACAUCUACCUUACAAAAGACAGAAACUUCCCGGACUGGUCCCCCGGCAUCCGCGCAACCCUCCCGGUAACCGUCUUCUUUUGCCUCUCAAAUCUAUAUCUCGUGGUCGCUCCCUAUAUCCCGCCGACGGAAGACCAGAACGUCUACGACCAACUACCCUACUACCUGCACUGCGUGGUGGCAUUGGGGAUAUUUGGCGCGGGCGCUAUCUAUUAUCUUGUUUGGGCCGUUGCAAUGCCAAGGCUCGGGGGGUAUGUUCUGGUUAAAGAGACCGUUGUGGAUGCGGACGGGUGGUCGAGGAGUGUUUUUACCAAGUUGCCCAUUGCGAGCAUCAAGGCGCCGCAGCAUGGUCCUGCAGUGGACUUUUAGUUGUUUGAUCGAGUGACCUAGCGUCGGAUAUUAUGGGAAGCGAUUAUAUUCUUGUAAUAAUUAAUUUGCGUUGCAUAGCAUAGCAUAGCAUUUUCUACGACACUCUGGUGUUAUUGUAUGAGUUUGCAUGAAAAACUUCAUUCUGGACUAU